Molecule: messenger RNA, 2742 nt
Organism: Erythranthe guttata (spotted monkey flower)
Lineage: Eukaryota; Viridiplantae; Streptophyta; Magnoliopsida; Lamiales; Phrymaceae
Product: rab GTPase-activating protein 22
Biological process (GO): activation of GTPase activity
Molecular function (GO): GTPase activator activity
Source: RefSeq, a predicted model, not a curated record
UAAUAAUAAUCCGAUCAAUAUCCAAAAAAAGAAAAAGAAAAUACAAAAAUGGAAGAAAAAGAAGCGAUCUUCAUGUGUUGUUAAUGGCGGUUCGCGGCUCGUACACGCUCCCCUUUCUCAAUCUCUGUUCGUCAGAGAUAUUUUCAGUUUUCGCAUUUUUACCCUUCAGUGUAAGAAGCUGAGGGCUUGAGUACAUAAUACAGACGAAAAACGGAGAGUAGGUUUUGUUUAGGUGAUGUCUUUUGACGGAGACGUAAAGCAAUGGAAAUGUGUAAAGGGAAGUCAAGUGAAUUUUCAGAGAGUGAGUUCGAUUGUUCGGGAUAUCGGGGAGCCUUGUCUUCAUCAAUCACCUAUAAAGAUAAACAAAAUGCUUAAGCCAGAUAAGUGGCAGGCAACCUUUGACAGUGAUGGAAAGCUUUUUGGUUUUCGGAAAGUGUUGAAGAUGAUUAUUCUGGGGGGUGUGGAUCCGUCCAUAAGGUCUGAAGUCUGGGAAUUCCUUUUGGGUUGCUAUUCUUUGAGCAGCACUGCCGAAUAUCGUUCCCAGUUAAGGACAGCUAGAAGGGUUCGAUACAGAGACCUUGAGAAGCAAUGUCAAAUGAUGCACUCAAGCGUAGGAACUGGUUCGUUGGCGUAUGUUGUUGGGUCUAAAGUCAUGGACAUGAGGAUGAGUUCCAAAGAAGAUGAGGGAAAGGAAACUGAAGUCCAAAGCGAACGAAAUUCUGAAGCAACCAGUACUGCCAAAAUAAACGAUGACAAUGUUUUGAAUAGCAAAUGUACAGAUAAACUUAAUGCACGUCGAAAAGAAAGCUCAAGUGAUUCUGGUGACUUUGUAUGUGUUCGAAGAAGCACCAUGGGAGGAGCUUACGAUUCCUCUGGUCUUUUACCUUCUCCUGAUCCAUGCGAUGACAUUUCUCCCACUGGACACGGACCAGAUGAGUCAGAUUUUGCAGCUGAAAGUUAUUUGGAUUUUCCUGCUUUACCUGUUCUAGAUUUGUUUGAAGAGAAUACCAGAGAUAGAAAAGUACUUAGGUUACAUGAAGACAAAUGCUCAACGCGACGUAAAUUGAGAUAUGAAGAUGAACAUAUGCACAGUUUUCAGAUUAACAAUAAUGCGGAUCUUGUUGUGGAAUCACAUAAUUUACCAUCUAAUGAUGUCUCGUUACAUUGUAAUUCGAAAAGUGAAAUAACUCAUCCUGACAUACACGAAUAUCAAGCCGAAGAAAUGAUCGAUAGCCUUAGAGUAUCAGAUGCACCCGUAAUACCACCCAAAUAUGCAACAAAGCCCCAAGGAGCAAGUGCUAGUGAUGACAAAGUGUCUGAAUGGCUUUGGACACUGCACCGAAUAGUUGUUGAUGUAGUCAGAACAGAUAGCCAUCUCGAGUUUUACGAGGACACAAAAAAUUUAGCUCGGAUGUCGGAUAUUCUUGCUGUCUAUGCAUGGGUUGAUCCUGCAACAGGAUAUUGCCAAGGCAUGAGUGAUUUAUUAUCCCCCUUUGUUGUUCUCUUUGAGGAUAAUGCCGAUGCUUUUUGGUGCUUUGAGAUGCUUUUAAGAAGAAUGCGCGAAAAUUUUAAGAUGGAAGGGCCAACUGGUGUCAUGAAGCAGUUGCAAGCGCUCUGGCAUAUACUAGAAAUCUCAGACAGGGAGAUGUUCACUCACUUGUCCCAUAUUGGUGCUGAAAGUCUUCACUUUGCUUUUCGUAUGCUGCUUGUACUCUUCCGUCGCGAAUUAUCUUUCAAUGAAGCUCUUCGUAUGUGGGAGAUGAUAUGGGCAGCUGAUUUUGAUGUAUCCUCGACAGUUGUUCUCGAUGAGAACUGCCCGGAAAUAUUGGCUAUACAGUUACCUAAGGAAACAGAGGCUGAAUCUGGAGAAGAAAGCGUUGAGUGUAAUAACAGUGUGGGCCCCAAAAGUGGGUGUCCAUCAAAGCAUGCAACUGUGGAACGUUCCAUAUCUGACAACACAGGAAUCAGACCAGUAGCAACUAUACCAUUUUGUGGCUUGACCAAAACUUUCUGGUCAAGGAAUGACCGUUUUCAGAUUCGUACUCUUGUGUCUUCGACAAGAAACGGUGAUGAUGAAUUGCCCGUUUUCUGUGUGGCAGCUAUUCUCAUCAUGAAUCGUCAGAAAAUCGUCAGAGAAACUCAUUCGAUUGAUGACUUAAUCAAGAUAUUUAAUGAUAAUAUACUAAAGAUCAGAGUGAAGAGAUGUGUACGUACUGCAAUCAAACUGCGGAAGAAAUACUUUAACAAGCUAAUCAAGAAUAGGACUCCAGCAUCUCAGAAUGGCGGCAGUUAAAUUCUGAUCCUUGCUUUAUGAGUAGACGAGAAAAAUUGGUAUUCCAUUGCAUCUGAGAGCUUGCGAAUUGAAUUUUUUUAACGGAACUAUUUGUCAUCAUAGACUUGUAUUUUGGAGAAAAAAGGCCAUGCAGCUUUCGUGCUGCGAUGAAGCAUUCGACCUCCUUUUGAAGGCCUAUUACGAAGUCUCGUGUUUUGCUUUGAUUUGUCGCUUCAGAAUGCCGAUGCUGACAUAGGUUAGAUGAUAGUAGUAUAGAUUUUUAUGAUUUAUUUGUAUACUUGAGGAGUGAUUAUCAGCAAUUUUGAUCAGAGAUGAGUACUGUUACACAUUAAUUAAAAUUUUAUGUGCUCCAUUUUUCUCUUACAAGAAAAUCAAUUGUGUAAAAAGAUUUCAAAUCUGGACUAUAUUAUAAAUUUUGUCCUACUUGAUGUUGGGACUUGGGAUUUAAU